Protopolystoma xenopodis is the source of this 1968-nucleotide messenger RNA. The record is from the annotation of a GenBank genome assembly. NCBI's taxonomy places the organism in Eukaryota, Metazoa, Platyhelminthes, Monogenea, Polystomatidea, Polystomatidae.
AUGUUAUUUCGCAAAGCGCAAACGCUAUUAGAUCUCAUAGGACUGGGUGUCGAAGAAGGAACAACUGGCUUAGCCCUAGCCACUCGCGCAGAUUAUGAAUUGGUUCUUCAUCUACGCGAAUCUUCAAUCAUUGUGUACCAUUGCCUUCACCCUAACUGCUUGGUAAAAUCCACAUCUUUUUCCCACGUCCUCGAUCAUGUUUCCCGAUGUCAUUUAGCAAGCACAAAUUGUAUUGCUCAUACGCGUGAUUUUUCCUGUUCUUGGCCUUUGGCACAACAGCCAAUUAAAACAGAUCCGUCUACUGAGCCAUACUUGGCUUCAAACAAUAAAAACAGAACAAGCCCGAGUUUGGAACGUCUUCCUUGCCUCUCAUGUCCACAUUGCUCAUUUGGCACAUCAAGACUAGAAGCCUUUGCCGAGCAUAUAGCUAGCUGUAAUGUUGUGCGAGGUGUAUCAAACUCCUUAUCUGUCACAUGUACUCUUUAUCGAUGUUCUGAGUGCAAGUUCCUUGCGACUUCACGAAACAUGCUAAUAGAACACCUUUCCGAUUUCCACCCUCAGCUUGGAGAGACAUCAGGAAUACAUUCGGAAGAGUUUGUCGUCCCUAUUUCUGAAGAAAAUUUACCUUCAUCUCAUUCUACAAUUCAUCACCAAUGCUCUGGACCGGUAGAUUCGCAUCAGUCGCAAUCUUUUAAUGUCACCCAAAAUGGUCCUAUAAAUUUUUCUACUGUCUUCCCUUCUUCUGUCCUCAAUUCACUAGCAUCGACGCCAGAAGUUAGAGAUUCGGGGUUUCCGCUAUCGUUGUUCUCCGGCCCUGUCAACAAGAGAAGCCCGCCAUCUACAGUCGGAAAACGCCGUGUGGAUGCGCUGGCCUCUGGUGCAACCUACGAAGAAUCGAGUUUAGCGGCUGAGACACGUCAGCUACUUGCCACAGCUGCUGCAGGUACAGCCGCAGUAAGCGCAGCUUUGGAUGCCGCUAGGGCUGAGGAACGUUCUGCAGUCUCUCCAAAUGGCUCGGGUGGGUCAUCGAGGGCCGAUGGUCUAGAAGCUGAUGGUCUUUUACGGCCGGCAAUGCACAGUCUGCCACCUGGUAUUAAAGUGAAGGAGUAUGUUCACUUAUAUUUCAACGAGAUGGCCUUCACUGCUGCCUACAAGCGCACCAGUCGCACCGCUACUGGCCGUGCUCUGCGCAAUGCUGAGUUGCCGGGUAUCCUGGUGCAGUUGCGUCGAUUUGCCACGUACAAGGUGCCCAUCCUUGGUCGAGCCAACCAACGUCGUGUAGCCGGUUGCCCUGAAUGCCAUAAAGCUUUCAACCACGGCUUCUCGGAUCUCAAGAAGCAUUUACUCGUCUCACACAUGGGUCUGCGCCGCGAUGUCGCCCGCUUUGCCAUCAAUUUUACGCACACUCCACGCAACAUGCCAAACACAGUGACAGUGACCGCCGGAUCGCCAGAUGUGCAUUCAAGCCCCUCUCGCCCAGAAGACUCAAGUCCGGGCUCUCCAACCCGACAGGAAUCAGGAGAUCCCGCCCUUGGCACGCCUCCUGAUUCGGGCCUUAAGGAUAAAAAAAAUAGCCAUGAACUCCACCUCUCCGAUGACUCUGACGAUGAUGAUGAACGUGAGGGUGGAAAUCAGGCUCACGAUAAAUUGGAAGUUGGGUCAGGUCGUUUGGCCACUGCCUCACAGCAACAGCAGUCCCAGCUUCCAGUGGCCACGUCUGUUGUUGGUGUAUACCCAGGCAGUGCACCAAUCCAUCGCGUUGUCCCCGGCACUGGAGUCUCUGAUCAUGGGGAGGACGCGCGCACAUUUGACGAGGCGGCUGCCAAUGCUCCUCGUGGACGCGGCGGUAUCAUACCUCUUGAUGAGGCUGGCGUACCGAUACAAGUAGCCGUACUGGCCGCCCUAGCUUCCAGUCCUCCCGGAAAGGAGAUUUUUUUGCCGCAACCGGGCCGGCAGCGCAUCCAGUUA